Saccharomyces eubayanus is the source of this 927-nucleotide messenger RNA. It is a transcript of the gene PPH3, whose product is annotated as phosphoprotein phosphatase PP4 catalytic subunit PPH3. NCBI's taxonomy places the organism in Eukaryota, Fungi, Ascomycota, Saccharomycetes, Saccharomycetales, Saccharomycetaceae. Gene Ontology annotation, biological process: double-strand break repair via homologous recombination; peptidyl-serine dephosphorylation. The coding region runs from base 1 to 927 and encodes 308 amino acids. The record is from RefSeq and is a predicted model, not a curated record. The transcript has a single exon. Gene Ontology annotation, cellular component: cytoplasm; nucleus. Gene Ontology annotation, molecular function: protein serine/threonine phosphatase activity.
AUGAUGGAUUUAGACAAAAUCAUAGCAUCAUUGAGAGAGGGAAAACAUAUCCCCGAAGAAACUGUUUUUAGACUAUGUUUGAAUUCCCAAGAGCUUUUAAUGAAUGAAGGAAACGUAGCGCAAGUCGAUACACCCGUUACAAUAUGCGGUGACAUACAUGGUCAAUUGCACGAUCUACUAACGCUUUUUGAGAAAAGCGGUGGCGUAGAGAAAACGAGGUAUAUAUUUCUCGGUGAUUUUGUAGAUAGGGGGUUUUAUUCAUUGGAGAGUUUUUUACUUUUAUUAUGUUACAAAUUACGAUAUCCUGACAGAGUCACUUUGAUCAGAGGGAACCACGAAACUCGUCAAAUAACGAAAGUUUACGGGUUCUAUGACGAAGUAGUAAGAAAAUAUGGUAACAGCAACGUCUGGAGAUACUGCUGUGAAGUGUUCGAUUACUUAUCAUUAGGGGCAAUAAUAAAUAAUAGCAUAUUUUGUGUGCAUGGUGGACUGUCACCAGACAUGACCACUGUGGAUGAAAUACGGACGAUCGACAGGAAACAAGAAGUCCCACACGAAGGUGCUAUGUGCGAUCUAUUAUGGAGUGACCCCGAAGAUGUUGAUACAUGGUCAUUAUCGCCAAGAGGUGCUGGAUUUCUUUUUGGUAAACGAGAAGUUGACCAGUUUUUAGAGAAAAACAAUGUAGAGUUGAUUGCCAGGGCACAUCAAUUAGUGAUGGAAGGUUACAAAGAAAUGUUCGACGGUGGAUUAGUAACGGUUUGGUCCGCACCGAACUACUGUUACCGUUGUGGUAACGUUGCAGCUGUUUUGAAAAUUGACGACGACCUAAAUCGUGAAUAUACAAUUUUCGAAGCUGUUCAAGCACAAAACGAAGUCGGUAAUGCUAUAAUACCUACAAAAAAAUCUCAAAUGGACUAUUUCUUAUGA